AUGUGGACCCUCAACGGGGAGGAAAGGAUGCCUGCUGCACGAGGGAAGUCCAAGUCCAAGGUGCCAGUGACAUUUGGGGAUUUGGCCAUCUAUUUCUCCCAGGAAGAGUGGGAGUGGCUGAGCCCCAUUCAGAAGGAUCUGUAUGAAGACGUCAUGUUGGAAAACUACCAGAAUCUGGUCUCACUCGGACUUUCCUUUCGGAGACCAAAUGUGAUCACCUUAUUGGAGAAAGGGAAAGCACCUUGGAUGGUGGAGCCAGUGAGAAAACGCCGGGGCUUGGACUCAAGGUCUAAAUAUGAGACCAAGAAGUUACCAACAUCUCUGUGCAACAAAUCUGGGCAAAGCAGCUAUCAGAAACCAGUUUCUGCAUCACAAAAAGUUGCCAUAGGAAAGAAAGGCUGCAAGAAAAGUUCAGUCCUAGUAAAACCCAGGAAAGUGCAUUCAGGAAAGAAAUCUUUAAAAUGUAAUGACUGUGGGAAAACCUUUGGUCAAAGUUUAUCUCUUAAACUUCAUCAGAAAUCACAUACUAGAGAGAAGCCUUAUGAAUGCAGUAAUUGUAGAAAAGCUUUCAGACAGAUCUCAUCCCUCAUUCUUCAUCAGAAAAUUCACAAUGGAAGGAAAAGCCAUGAAUGUGGUAAGUGUGGAGAAAACUUCAUUCAAAGAACAUCUCUUAUUCUACAUGGGAAAGUUCAUAAUGGAAAAGAAACCUUUGACUAUGGGAAGGCCUUGAGUCAGUACCCAACUCUCACUGUGGGCCAGAAAAUUCACUUUGUUGAGAAUAUCCACCAGUGUGGAAAGUGUGGGAAAGACUUCAUUCGAAAGUCAUCCCUUUUACUUCAUAAGAAGAUUCACAGCAAAAAGAAGUUACAUAAAUGCAAUAAAUGCGGGAGAGGCUUCAAAAACAAAUCAGCCCUUGUUAUACAUAAAAGAAUUCACACUGGAGAGAAAACCUAUGAAAGUGAGAAGACCUUAAGUCAGAGUCCACUGCAGAAAAGUCACCAUUUAGAGAAUCCUUAUAAAUGCAGAGAAUGUGGAAAAUCCUUUAAUAGGAUUUCAUCCAUUUUGCUUCAUCAGAGAAUUCACACAUCAAAGAAACCCUACAAAUGUGAUAAAUGUGACAAGGUCUUCAGGCGCCUUUCAACCCUUAUUCUACAUCUAAGAAUUCAUAAUGGAGAGAAACUCUACAGAUGCAGUAAAUGUGAAAAGGUCUGUAAUCGGCAUUCAUCCCUUAUUCAACAUCAGAAAGUUCAUACAAGGAAAAAGAAACUGUUUGAAUGUAAGGAAUGUGGGAAGAUGUUUUCUGGAACUGCCAACCUUAAAAUACAUCAGAACAUUCAUUCUGAAGAGAAGCCUUUCAAAUGCAAUAAAUGUAGUAAAGUUUUUGGUCGUCAGUCAUUUCUUAUUGAACAUCAGAGAAUUCAUACUGGAGAAAAGCCCUAUCAGUGUGAGGAAUGUGGAAAAGCCUUCAGUCAUCGAAUAUCUCUUACUCGGCAUAAGAGAAUUCAUACUGAAGAUAGACCCUAUGAAUGUGAUCAGUGUGGGAAAGCCUUCAGUCAGAGUGCACACCUUGCUCAACAUGAAAGAAUUCACACUGGAGAAAAACCAUAUACGUGCAAAACAUGUGGGAAGGCCUUUAGUCAACGCACAUCCCUUAUUCUACAUGAAAGAAGUCAUACUGGAGAGAAACCCUAUGAAUGUAAUGAAUGUGGGAAGGCAUUUAGUAGUGGCUCAGAUCUUAUUCGGCAUCAGAGAAGUCAUUCUUCAGAGAAACCAUAUGAAUGUAGUAAAUGUGGGAAGGCAUAUAGUCGGAGUUCAUCUCUGAUUCGACAUCAGAAUACACAUUCUGAGGAAAAAGCCUAA
Puma concolor (puma) is the source of this 1860-nucleotide messenger RNA. NCBI's taxonomy places the organism in Eukaryota, Metazoa, Chordata, Mammalia, Carnivora, Felidae. The record is from RefSeq and is a predicted model, not a curated record.